AUGGAUGGGGAGGCAUCAACCAGAUGUCAAGUGAUGAUAUGUUUGACUAACGAUGGUCUUGGUACUAUCGAUAUCAAAGGGGUUCAACUCGAAGAAGAAUAUCCAAAGCCCCUCACAAUUGAACCACUGAGGGAGGAGAUAUUGGAUCCUUCUGAUCCCAAUAGAAAAGUAUUGGUGGGCUCCCUCCUAUCCAAUGCUGAAAGGGAGCAUCUCAUCGAGUUCUUAAUGAAUAACAAGGACGUGUUCGCAUGGUCACAUGUGGAUAUGCUUGGAAUUGAUCCUAGUGUCGCAUGUCACCGCCUAAACGUGGACCCUAACCACCCAACACACCAGCAGAGGCAAAUGAUGUUCGCACUAGAGAGAAAUCAAGUCAUUAGCGACGAAGUGGAUAGAUUUCUGGAAGUUGGGUUCAUCCGCGACGUGUGGUGCAAGUCAUGGAUCUCUAAUGUGGUGGUUAUGGCUAAAAAAAAAGAGGAAAAUGGGGAGUUUGUGUCGAUUACAUCAAUCUAA
This is a messenger RNA of Prunus armeniaca (apricot), 510 nucleotides long. The record is from the annotation of a GenBank genome assembly. Lineage: Eukaryota; Viridiplantae; Streptophyta; Magnoliopsida; Rosales; Rosaceae.